AAAGGUAUCGUCAGGUAGCAUUGCGGCUCGUUCACGUCCGAUUAGCAGGGUGGCGAGAAGAAUCGAAUCAGUCCCUAUCUGAGGAGCAUGCAUGCAGCGAUCGACCAAGUAUUUAUCUUCGUUUCAUUCUGAAAGGGUAGCCAGCCACACCAGCGGCAGCAGAGCUAGAGCUGUUAGCUAGCCUUGUUGCAAGGAUAAUGGCGGAGGCGAUCAUCGGGCCUCUGGUCGGGAGGCUGCAGGAGGUGGCCGUGGGCGAGGCCCGGGCGCUGGUGGGGGUGAACGCCGACAUCCACCGGCUCCGCGACAAGCUCAUGUGGCUGCAGGCCUUCCUCCGCGAGGCCGACACCAGGCGCCGGGCCGUCACCGACGAGAUCACCAGGGUCUGGACGCUGCAGACGCGCGACGCCGUGUUCGACGCCGAGGACGCGCUCGACCAUUACCACCUCCGUGCCGACAUGUCCAGGUACCCAAGGUGGGCUCGUGGUACUAUGAUGUGUCUUCAGACAUUCACGACUCAAAUACGGAUGAGACGCGGCCUCUCCAGAAAAAUCAGAGCCAUCAACAUGAGGCUUGAUGGCAUCAUUGAAAACAAGGAUAAAUACAAGAUAGAGGAUUCCAAUACGAAGACAGGUGUGACAUGGAAGCCUUCUACCUCGACAUCUAUACGCUACACUCAUAGAAAGCUGGAUGAUGUCCACGAUGCAGACGCGGUGAUCUAUAUGGAGGAGCACGACAAACUAGAGGAUGCCCUUGUCAACAACAACCUAGCUGAACACCAAGACGGCAAAGACGACCACUACCCAGUCAUGAUCACCGUGUCCGGAGAAAGCGGCAUCGGCAAGACAACUCUCGUGAGAGACAUCUACAAAAAGAUGGAGAACCAGAAAGUGUUCGAGGUGCAAGCCAUGGAAAGCUUCGCGCCUUACCUGACCGCUCCCAACAUCCUCCAGCAGAUCACCCAGCAGCUGACGCAGGACGACACCAACUGCCCUAAAGAGAUGGCGCAGGAGAUGCUGCAGAGCAGGCUGAGAGGCAAGAAGUACCUGCUCGUGAUCGACGGCGAGGUCAGCGGCACUGAGUGGAAGCACUUCUUGACCAGCAUCCCGGUGGGCGCCAGGGGCAGCAGGGUGGUGCACAUCACGCAGGGCAAGCCGGAAGAGCCGCCUAGCAGCUACCACCACGUCACCAUCGAGCUAAAGAAGCUCACGGAAGACGCCGCCAUGGCGUUGUUCCGGCAGAGGCUGCCCAAGGAGCUGCAGGACAAGAACCUCAGCAAGUACCGGAAGAGCGUUUUCAAGAUCACCCAGGGGCUGCCUCUGGCGGUGGUUCUCUUGUCGGGCCUCGUGCAGACCAAGGUGUUCCCGGGCGAGUGGGUGAAGGUCUUCCACUACCUCAAGUCCAAGCCGUCGACGGCGAACCUCGAGAGCAUGCUGUCGGUCUGCUUCGACGACCUCCCGCACGAGCUCAAGUGCUGCUUCCUCUACUUCGCCGCGCUGCCGACCAACACCACGGUCGAGGCGCGCAGCCUGGUGUUCAUGUGGGUCGCGGAGGGGUUCCUUUCCUCCAAGGGCGGGAAGACGAUGGAGAAGAUCGGCUUCGUCUACCUGUCCGAGCUGAUCAGCCGGAACCUCGUCAACCGGGCCAAAAUGAACGACGAUUCCAGCUUCGGGAGCAUGCUGGUCACGAUCCAAACCAAAGUCCACGACUUCCUGCAGAUAGAAGCGCAUGAGGCGAGCUUCGUGGAGGUCCACAGCAACGACGACAUCCCCACGCUGACCAGCGCUCGCCGCCUCUCUCUGCAGAACUACACCGACAAGUACGCCGUCCUGGCGCACCCGCUGCCGAAGCUACGGUCCAUCUUCUCCCAGUACGAGCAGGAGCCUAACAAGGGUGACCGGGGGCACCACCACAGGUCCAAAGGGAGCCGGGCGUACAUGUUCCGGUUGUCCCAGCAAAGGGCGAUCUCGAAGAUGAAGAGAGACAUCAGGUCUCACAUCAAGGACCUGUUCCAUGGGUCCGAGUUCCUCCGCGUCAUCAACCUGCAGGGCAUCGAGAUCGGCGAGACUCUGACGAGCGCCAUCGGCGACCUUGUGCACCUGCAGUACCUCGGCAUCACGUCGUGCUCGCUGAGACACGUCCCGUGGUCCAUCGGAGGACUCACCAGCCUCCAGACACUGGACGUGAGGGAGACCAACGUCCGAGAGCUCCCGAGGUCGUUCUGGAUGAUCAAGACCCUGCGGCAUGUGCUUGGCUUCGUCCUCAAGCUGCCCAAGCAGAUCGGCAACCUGAAGCAGCUGCAUACGCUCGACUCCAUAGACCUCGAGCAAGUUUCAGAGGAGACGGAUUUGGUGGAGACACUAGGAGAGAUGAUCCACCUCGAGUUCCUCUCCAUCUGGCACGUCUCGCAUGCCAACGUGAAGGCUCUCUCCGCUGCCAUGGAGAAGCUCGAGAGCCUCAGGACCCUCAUCUUGGAAGGAAAGAUCAUCCCUUCAAACGUCUUCACCACCGCCUCCCUCCGCCGCGUCAAGUUCAUGUUCCUGAGCGGGGACCUGCUGCGUUCAUCUGAUCUAGACGACGGUGGUGAAUCCUUCAUCCUCCCUAACCUCGCCAUGCUCUCUCUGGAGAAGACGUACGUGACGCAGGAGUUCAUCAGCAAGCUGUCUGAGCUGCCGUCUCUCACCACCCUUGCGCUGUACCCUGGCUCGUACAGGGACAAGAAACUCGUGUUCGCUUCGGCCAAGUUCCCGCGCCUCAAGAGGAUCAAGACGGUCGACGUGGAGGUGCUGGAGAGCGUCGAGGUUGAGGUGAGCAAGGUCCCUGAGCUCAAAGAGCUGGAGAUCCACUCCUACUUCACAGGUGGUUAUCAUCACAUUGACCUGGGUAGUGAAAGGAGGAAGCGUUCUCGAAAGACGAGGAUCGUGGUUGAUUUGAAGAAAGUGAAUGGUGCUGUUCAUGAAGAAAAUGCUGACACUUCUGGAUGGUGGAUGAUAUUCUCGUGAGUCAUAUAGUAAGGUAAAAUUGGCACCCACCACAGCUGUACAAGCAGGGAGGCUGAUUAUCUUCUUCUUUUCUCAUGUUGUUCCUCUUUUCUCUCUCUCUUCAUCAUCUUCUUGACUUCUUCCUUCCUCUCUUCUCCCUUCCUCCUCUUCUUUCUUCCUCUCCCUUCCUCAUCCACUAUCUUCUCCCUUCAUACUCCCAUGUGCAAGCAGGCGCAGGGGGGGCUGGAGGGCCCCUCUGGAUCCGCCACUGUGCACAAGUAUAGAUCAUUAAGAUGCCAUUAUCGUUCCUAUGAGCUACAAGCUCCUAUGAGCUACAAUGCUUGUACAUGCCUACAUGGUCACUGCGUAACCAUCACACUCUCUUAAAGAUGGUGUGUUCAAUGAUUGUAAUUUGUAAAUAUUUGGAUGCCGUUGUUGUUUUCAGUGUUGUGAAUAAGUGUAACCUCUAUUUAAGACAUGUGUUCAACUUAGCAAUCUUCAUCAAAAUAAGGUUAUAUUAAACAA
Molecule: messenger RNA, 3503 nt
Organism: Zea mays
Lineage: Eukaryota; Viridiplantae; Streptophyta; Magnoliopsida; Poales; Poaceae
Product: putative disease resistance RPP13-like protein 2
Exons: 3
Coding region: 198-2999 (933 amino acids)
Biological process (GO): defense response to other organism
Molecular function (GO): ADP binding
Source: RefSeq, a predicted model, not a curated record